Messenger RNA from Megachile rotundata (alfalfa leafcutting bee), 849 nucleotides. Its product is annotated as zinc finger protein OZF-like. NCBI's taxonomy places the organism in Eukaryota, Metazoa, Arthropoda, Insecta, Hymenoptera, Megachilidae. The record is from RefSeq and is a predicted model, not a curated record.
AUGGUUCGAGCGACACCGUACCAGUGUCCGAAAUGCUUCAAAUAUUUUAAGUCCUCGAAAUCUUGCUGGAACCAUCGAAGCACGUGCGGCACGGACAAGAAAUUUCGUUGCGCGUUCUGCGAUUACCGUUCCCAUCAGAAAGGAAACGUCCUCAGGCAUCUUGCCACGCAGCAUCCAGAAGCGAGCCAGAAGAAACGGAUCAGUUUCGUGUUGAGAGUCAACGAUCGCGAAAAGGCCGAUUUCUACUCGAAACCGACCACCGGACAUGAGACGAGGGAGAACAACAGGCCGAUCGAGGAGAAUGCCGACUUGCCGGUUCAGGCUUGGAAGAUGCAGGAUCAGGGGUUGCCGUUUGCCGAAUUGAAGAUACCGAAGGCCUGUAACUACGUCGGAAAGAAACCACCGGGACAAUUCGGGUGCAGCGCGUGCGGAAGAUCGUACAUGAGGAAGGAUUCUUUGCAGCGGCACGUUCACUGGGAGUGCGGCAAGGAACCUCAGUUUCAAUGUCCCUUUUGUCCCCAACGAUCCGAGGACUUGAGCAUCACCGGUCUAAAGUGGGCAGCCGCCUGGCAGCGAUGGAGCGUGCCGUCGAUCAUGUGGCGGUCCGGCGGCGGAUUAGGCAAAGGCCUCGGUUCUGGUUCCUCGAACCCCGAAGGCUUCAACUGUCCGGCCUGCGGUAGGGUCUACAAGCUGAAGAGCAGCCUAAGGAAUCAUCAAAAGUGGGAGUGCGGCAAAGAGCCGCAAUUCCAGUGUCCUCACUGCGUGUACAGGGCGAAACAGAAGAUGCACAUCGCGCGACACAUGGAACGGAUGCACAAAGAGAAAAUCUACAAACAGGAGCUCGUCUAA